AUGACAGAGGAGUUUUCAACCUACUCCGUGGUACAUGCAAUGGCAUGGAUAUUGGAUCCAGCAGAGAUGUUACUCGCUUUUGAUGAUGAGGAGGAUGAGCAACCAGAUAGACGAGGAGUUAGACAGAGAGAUGAGGAGGGAGAGAAGGUUGGAGAGAGAGGUGGGGAUGAUGGAGGAGGUGAUGGAAGAGGAGGAGGAGGUGAUAGAGGAGAGACCACCGAGGAUAAAGAAAAGGAUGUGACUACUGAGUCACCGGCUACAGAGGUUGAGUUAAAUAUAGAAAAACCUUCACAAGAAGAGCAACUGGUAGAGGAUACUACUGAAAAACUGGUAGAUACAAUUGUUAAACCAUCUAAAGAACCGGCAAAAGAAAGUUCAGAGGUACAUACUGAGAUAACAUCUGAGAAACCAGCAAAUGAAAACUCAGAGAAACAUUCUGAGACACAGCUAGAGAAACCCAAACUGGUACAAGUUGAAGCAUAG
Cryptomeria japonica (Japanese cedar) is the source of this 483-nucleotide messenger RNA. RefSeq lists its product as uncharacterized. NCBI's taxonomy places the organism in Eukaryota, Viridiplantae, Streptophyta, Pinopsida, Cupressales, Cupressaceae. The record is from RefSeq and is a predicted model, not a curated record. The transcript has 2 exons. Bases 1 to 483 code for a protein of 160 amino acids.